AAGGGUUAUAUUCCGUCGUGGGGGGGAGAGGGGGAGGACACGCUCACUGCCAACCCGGCGACGAGGUCGGGCCUGUGGUGCUUGCUACCCCAGGAAACCAUGGAACUGGAGAAUAUCGUGGCCAACACUGUCCUCCUCAAGGCGAGGGAAGGAGGAGGUGGGAAUAGGAAGGGGAAGAGUAAGAAAUGGAAACAGAUGCUCCAGUUCCCCCACAUCAGCCUGUGUGAGGAGCUUCGCCAGACUACAGAAAAAGACUACCACAGCCUGUGUGAGAAGCAGCCCAUUGGUCGCCUGCUCUUCAGGCAGUUCUGUGACACGCGGCCAGAGCUGAGGAGGUGUGUCAAGUUCCUUGACGCCGUGGCGGACUAUGAGGUGACCCCUGACGAGAAAAGGAAGGAGAGUGGACGGGAGAUUCUGGAAACGUACCUCAAUCCAACGACUCAUCCACGACUACCUUAGUGUGGCACCUUUUGCAGACUACCUCGACAGCAUGUUCUUCAACCGCUUCUUACAGUGGAAAUGGCUAGAGAGACAACCGAUCACCAAAAACACAUUCCGUCAGUACAGGGUUUUGGGGAAAGGAGGAUUUGGAGAGGUGUGUGCGUGCCAGGUGCGAGCCACAGGUAAGAUGUAUGCCUGUAAGAAGCUGGAGAAGAAGAGGAUAAAGAAGAGGAAAGGAGAGUCCAUGGCCCUCAACGAGAAGCAGAUCCUGGAGAAGGUCAACAGCAGGUUUGUGGUGAGCCUGGCGUACGCGUACGAGACGAAGGACGCGCUGUGCCUGGUGCUGACGCUGAUGAACGGCGGCGAUCUCAAGUUCCACAUCUACCACAUGGGCGAGGCCGGCUUCCUGGAGAGCCGCGCCGUCUUCUACGCCGCCGAGCUCUGCUGCGGACUCGCCGACCUGCACCGCGAGAGGAUCGUCUACAGGGACCUCAAACCUGAGAAUAUUCUGUUGGAUGAUCAUGGCCAUAUCCGGAUAUCAGACCUGGGUCUGGCUGUACAUAUCCCAGAAGGCCAGACCAUUAAAGGCAGAGUGGGAACCGUCGGCUACAUGGCCCCGGAGGUGGUGAAGAAUGAGCGCUACACGUUGAGUCCUGAUUGGUGGGCGCUGGGCUGCCUGCUGUACGAGAUGAUCGAGGGCCAGUCGCCCUUCCAGCAGCGCAAGAAGAAGAUCAAGAGGGAGGAGGUGGAGCGCCUCGUCAGGGAGGUGGAGGAGGAGUACUCUAGCAAGUUCUCCGACGACGCCAAGGACCUCUGUAGACUGUUGCUAGCCAAAGACCCCAACGAGAGGCUUGGCUGUUUAGGAGGCGGAGCCUCAGAGGUGAAGAGUCAUGUGAUCUUCCGCUCCAUCAACUUCAAGCGGCUGGAGGCGGGCAUGCAGGAAGCCCCUUUCGUCCCCGACCCCCAGGCCAUCUACUGUAAGGACGUGCUGGACAUCGAGCAGUUCUCCACGGUGAAGGGCGUGGAGCUGGAGCCCAAAGACGAAUCCUUCUACAGCAAGGUGUCCACGGGCUGCGUGUCCAUCCCCUGGCAGUACGAGAUGAUCGAGUCGAAGUGCUUUGAAGAGCUCAACAUCCUGAACCCAGACGGAAGCAUCCCCCCAGACCUGGACUGGAGAGGACAGCCCUCACCUCCCCCCAAACAGGGCCUGCUGCAGAGGCUCUUCGGUAGACAGGAGUGUUGUGGGAACUGCAGCGACAGUGAUGAGGAGCCCACCAGGCUGUGAGAGAGAGAUGCCCACUCCUGCCCCUCCGCACCCCCUGGCCAACCCAUCUACCCCCAGCUACCCCGCCCCCCCCCAAAUCCUGCCAACUGCCCCCCUCACCCCCACACUCACCCCGGAGUGCCCCACCACAGAGGAUUCCAUUUGUUUACAAUAUUUGCACAUUUGUAUUUUCCAAAAAAAACAAGACAAAAAAACCACACCUCUAUAUAAAUAUUGGAAUGUAUAUUUUCACUUUAGCUAAGCUGUCCAUGUUAUAGACAUCCGACAAAGACAUAGCAAAAGGUGAAGAGGUCUACCAGGUGGGACAGGUGUGCUUCAUGCCCCCCCCACCCCC
This is a messenger RNA of Sardina pilchardus (European sardine), 2060 nucleotides long. It is a transcript of the gene grk6, whose product is annotated as G protein-coupled receptor kinase 6. Gene Ontology annotation, cellular component: cytoplasm. Gene Ontology annotation, molecular function: G protein-coupled receptor kinase activity; ATP binding. NCBI's taxonomy places the organism in Eukaryota, Metazoa, Chordata, Actinopteri, Clupeiformes, Clupeidae. The record is from RefSeq and is a predicted model, not a curated record. Gene Ontology annotation, biological process: signal transduction; protein phosphorylation; regulation of signal transduction.